AUAGAUAAUUUAAAUUGGGCCUAUUGGAGAUCAUAAACAAAACAGUAAUUUUCAUCUUUGGUAAAUAAUAAUGUUGCUGAUUUUUUCAAUGCGUGUAAAUAUCAAAAUAAAAAUUAUAUUAUAAUAUUAAUUGUAUUAAGUUCAAACUGAGUUCAUCAACUGAACCAAUUUGAAUUUUCUAUAUUUAAAACUUAAGCAAACUAAACAAAAUGUCCUAAACUCUCGCUAGGAAAUUUGCAUUUGCGCAAAAACUUGCGUUGCAGUUAAACCGUCGACGGCUGCAACAAACCGAGACAAAAGAUAGAUAUUGCACUCCUAAGUAUCUAAAAGCUUCGAUCAACUUCCGAAACUAUAUUUAUUCAAAAAUGUGUGAGCUACUGCAAUCAGUCAAAGAACAAAUAACAGAGAUAGAAAAUGAAAUUACUGCAAAUAAAUAUCAACUAGAUGAACCAAAUUUAAUUGACAUGCCUGUUGAAAUUUUCCUACAAAUAUGUUCAUUUUUGGAUGCAUAUUUUCUCAAAAAUACACUCAGUAAGGUGUGUCUACGGUUUUGUGACAUACUAGCCGACGAUCAACUAUGGAAGCAUUGGGUACAGAAUAAAAUUAAGGGAAAAUUUCCCCCAGUAGGUGAUUUAAAAAAAUGGAAUGUUGAUCCUGCAGACUGGCAGGAUUUAUAUAUUGCAAUGGAAGUAGAAAAGAAAACUUGGUGUAAUGUUGAAGAAACCAUGAAACAUAUGGUUGUAAAAGAUGUACAUUUUGCAUCAGUUGAUGCUGUGUUGUUAGUGAAUAAUGGAGAAUUGUGUAUAUCAGGAGGUAGGGAUAGAGGAAUGGCGUUGUGGAAUGUUUCGGACAUUAGUGCAAAAAGUGAAACAAAUGACGGAGUAACAUCACUAACGGACACCAAACCAAAACAUUUAAGACAUGAUGCUCAUGCAGGCUGGGUAUGGGACUUGGCAGCAGAUGUUGUGAACUCCGCUUCCAAAGUUUAUUCUGCAUCUUGGGAUAAUACUGUGAAAGCAUGGGACUUAGCUACUGGAUUUCAGUGUAUCCAAACAUUUCAAUGUGGAAUGGCCGCAUUGUCCGUGGUAACAGUUGGAAGUGAAACUCUUGCUGGACUGUACUCAAAAAAUAUACUUUCUUUCGAUUUACGUUCAGGCUCUGGUCCUAUUUAUGUUUACACACCGCACAAAGGCCCCGUUUUGGGUCUUGAUGAGUACGACAACUUGAUUGCUUCUAUUAGUGAAGACAAAACACUCGCUGUUUGGGAUAGACGCGCCGGAAAAAUCUUAAUGCAAGAUAUAAAAAUACCCACUGGAAAAGCCUACCCGGUUUGUUUGAGUUGGGGACCUGCCGCUCUGUAUAUAGGCGAUUCUAAAGGCGCCCUGCAUUUAUUUAAUCCGGAAACCCUGAAGUUUGUGCAUUCGGUUCUAGCAUGGCCGCAAAACCAACCAAAUAAUACUUACUGUAAGGUAACAGCGUGUCACCAGAGCGAAAGCAACUUGAUUCUUUGCUCGGACAAAGGAGAAAUAAAGUUUAUGUACAAUUGCUAUCCGCCUCAAGAAUUUACAACAGUCACUAGCACUACAUCUGAAGUUACACAGUUGCAGUAUCUCAAUGGAGUUUUAGUCAUCGGAACCUGCGACUCCGCGUUAGAAUUUUGGGUGCCGAAAGAUAAAUUUCCGUGAAAUUUAGGACUACAGGAACAUUACCAACAUAAUAAAGUAUGUAACAUACUAAUAACAAAUUCCUGUUUCCAAUUCAUUAAUAACUGGCUAAUAUUAAUUUUAUGAGUUUAACUUGUAUUUUUAUAUUGGUUGUCUUGCAUAAUUUAAAAAAUAAUAAUUAUAUGUUGUGUUGACUAAUUAGUACUAUUAAUAUAUAAAUGUUACUAAUUAUGGAAGACUGACUUAGACUAAAUUAUAUAUUUGUAUAUUUAAAAGCAUAGUUGGUUGUGAUUGAGAUGGAUCUGAAUAUCAUUUUAUAUUACAAUGGACGCAUUGGAUGGAAAUAAUCUUUCGACUCAAAGUCACAAUAAUCUGAAGUGAGCGCAUUGCGUAAACAAGACUUCAUUUAUUAUAAAAGACCACAGCUGAAUAAUUAGAUGUAGGCUCAACUCGGAUCUAUAUAAUUAUUUAAUAUUCAAGUCGAAAAAAAUUAUGUAAUAGAUUAUGCAGCAUAACUUAUUGUAAAAUAAACAAGUUGAUUGAUUAUUUCUUUAUCUGAUGAAGAUACGUAACGAAGGUCUCUCUAGAAUAAAUUGUGGAAACGGCUAUUGGUUUACAUUUAACUUUUAAAAUGAGAUUAAAAAUCUAAUAGUAUAUAGUCAAUGAGUCAUAACUAAGACAUUUUAUCAAAAUGCACGUUUAUACUUUUAUAUUGUAUAUAAAAAGUACAUGUCCUGCUUUCUAUUGUCAUGUAUAUUAAUUACUACUUAUGUUACGAAAAACAAUUUGAUUUUGAAAUAUAAAUACAUAUAUUAUGCUUAGAUAGCGUUAACAGAAUUUAAUAAAGUUAAAAUAAAAGUCUUCAAACUAAUAUUUCUGGCAGUAUGGUAAUUGUUAAUGCAUUUUAUUAAUUCAAUACCUUACUCGUCAAAUUUUGGCACUGAGUCAAUAGCAGCUAAAUGUAGUAAAAUAGGAAUAUGUUCUGAAGACAUCACUCUUAACUGUCAUUAGAUGGAGUCAAAAAACUUAGUACAAUACACUUUGAUGAUGAAAUGUUAAGUGAUUAUGUACAUUUUUCUAUGUAGAUGAAAUAUGUAACGUUUUUUGUAAAUGAUCAAUUUUACUGCCUAUAAAAUUGGCAUACUGGCAUAAUGAAAUUGAUUCAUAAUUAAGGAUCUCAAAGAAAUUUAUGCCCUGAAAACUAUCAAAAUCCAGUAAUUGUUUGCAUAAUUUUUUAAUGAUGUUAUGAUAAUCAUUAGACGAAAAUAAAUAUUAUACAUUUUACUGAAAGUUAAAAAAUGUAACAUUUAAAACAUGUUAUUUUCAGUCAUGAUAAAGUUUCAACUAAAUUAACAUUUGGUACCUAAAUAUAGUUUGCUAUGUUAACCAAAAUCUUUUACCGAUUUAGUUUCAGGUUGAUGGAAACAAAAAAGAUGCUUGCGCCACAAAUAUGGCUAUAUAGUCGCAUUAUACUGUUACGUUUGACAUAGCGCAUUUUUUUUAUUGCUUUAGCGGGUGGACGAGCUCACAGCCCACCUGGUGUUAAGUGGUUACUGGAGCCCAUAGACAUCUACGACGUAAAUGCGCCACCCACCUUGAGAUACCCUAAGGUCUCAGUAUAGUUACAACGGCUACCCCGCCCUUCAAACCGAAACGCAUUACUGCUUCACAGCAGAAAUAGGCAGAGUGGUGGUACCUACCCGCGCAGACUCACAAGAGGUGAAGUUUAGUACCAGUAAAGUUUUACUGAACGUAUUGCAACUCUCUUUUUUGUUGGCGCUAGUUUCUAAAGGAUUCUUUGCAAUUGUGAAAAAUGAUUACAUUUCGUAAAAAAAAAAACUAAAGCAUUCUCAUGCAAAAUCACAUUGUUUUGAACUUUCGUGGCUAUUUAUAUAUAUUUUUUUGUUUAACGGGUUUUUACCAUGCUUUCUAUCUAUUUCAUUGACUUUUCGGGUUUUCUAGGCUGUUGUAAGUGCCAAAAUGACGAGUAAAGACUGCGGUGAUAUGUUAUGUUGUUCUGUUCCUCCACUUCAUUCAUAAAUUCCAAACCCAAGUAUAAAUUUUUACAAAAUAAUUUUAUUGUUAAAACCUACAGUGAGUUUGCGAGUUAAUCAGUCUUCCCUUGCACAUAGGCUGAUCGUAGUGUAGUACUGUCCUGAUAUCGGCCAUAUGCUUAUCGUUCGCGUCAAUAUGAACUCCGUGAUGAUUUUUAUUUAAAAAAAUGCCUGAUUCGAUUUUAUUUAUGAUCUGCCAGUGGUCCUUGUUUUUUUCUAAAAAAUAUGUGUCUUGAUUUAUAGUGAAAAACGGUGAUUGGCAAAGAAUUUCUCGAUUUGUUGUAUGCUGAAAAAAGGAGGACAAGGCAACAACUUUUUACUUUGCGAUUAAAGAUUUCUUUCAACAUAACUGGUAUUUAAAAAAUUAAAAUUCUAAGUGUGCUGUAAAAAAAUACUAGGUACCAAUUCUUUUUUUUUUUUUGGAAUUGGUCUACAUUACUAUCGACUACUAGUUAGGCCGCAACCCUAGCGGACUAUAAAAUAUGUCUUUUUGUAAAGAAGUCUCAUUUCAUCAGUACUCAACUACUCACUCACAUCGCUUUUGCUAUUGAGAAACUGGUACUAAAGACAAUAGCUCUUACUGAAAAGUAGUUAUGAAUCAGCUGCUGGCCGUAUUUACAGUAAAGCUGCAGCCUCGCAAUCAAUUAAGUUUUUACAAUUAUUAUUUAACUUUCUGGUAGGGCGUAAUUGAACACCGCAAGGGUGGACGCUACUUUUUUUCUCCACGAAUGUAAUGUUAUUGAAAUUGCAUUUCUACCUCAUAUCAUCACCACCACGUGCGGGCUCCCAAAUUAACAGUUGAUGGAACGUGAGGUCUUCUAUGGCAAGAACAAAAAAAGAUUGAUUUAAAGAAGCUUAAAUCAUCCUAAUUGUCUGUGAGAUAUAUUUUAUUAUCACAGAAUGCAAUGUUUAAAUGGUAUAUGAGGCGGUUAUUUUUUUUAAAUAAACAUACAUAUUUUUUCGCAUUCGCAAUAUCUUAGUUAAACUAAGAUUUGCUUGUUCUAUAUUUUUCCUACGGAUAACGAUGUAGGUAUCUAUACUGCGAUCUCUAUUGUAAACUAAAAAAGUUAAAUAAAAACAUUAACAGAAAUAA
Molecule: messenger RNA, 4811 nt
Organism: Bombyx mori (domestic silkworm)
Lineage: Eukaryota; Metazoa; Arthropoda; Insecta; Lepidoptera; Bombycidae
Product: F-box/WD repeat-containing protein 9
Exons: 6
Coding region: 366-1685 (439 amino acids)
Molecular function (GO): protein binding
Source: RefSeq, a predicted model, not a curated record